This is a messenger RNA of Colius striatus (speckled mousebird), 4403 nucleotides long. Its product is annotated as protein PML-like. Gene Ontology annotation, molecular function: zinc ion binding; ubiquitin-protein transferase activity. Lineage: Eukaryota; Metazoa; Chordata; Aves; Coliiformes; Coliidae. The record is from RefSeq and is a predicted model, not a curated record. Gene Ontology annotation, biological process: positive regulation of DNA-templated transcription; PML body organization; intrinsic apoptotic signaling pathway in response to DNA damage. Gene Ontology annotation, cellular component: PML body; chromatin; nucleoplasm.
ACCGAAACGGCGGGCGCGGAAGGUUCCCGGCGCGGGCCGCGCUCGCCAUGGCCGCCGCCGGCCCCGGGACGCGGCUCCUGGAAGAUGACUUCCAGUUCAUCUUUUGUGAAGGCUGCCAGCAGGAAUCACCCAGCCUCAAGCUCCUCACCUGCCUCCACACCUUGUGCCUGGAUUGCCUGAGCGAGAACAAGCCUGUGGGGCAGUGUCCUGUAUGCAGGACGGCCAUCCCACAGGCCAGCGGCAUCCCUGACACAGACAACCUGCUCUUCACCAACCUCCAGGCCAGGCUGAAGGUCUACAGGCAGAUCGUUGAUGGGACUGACUUGUUGUGUGACAACUGCAAGAAAGCUGGCGAGUUCUGGUGCGAGGAGUGCAAGGAGUUCCUCUGCACCAACUGCUUUGAGGCACAUCAACGCUACCUGAAGAGGGAGUGCCAUGAAGCCAAGAGGGUGGCAGACAUCAGGGCAGGGUCUGCUAAGGACUUCCUUGGUGGCACCAGGAGGUCCGGUAACUUGUCCUGCUCCAACCCAGCACACAAGAACCAGACUGUAAGCAUCUACUGCAGGCAGUGCGCGAAGGUGCUGUGCUGCUCGUGCGCGCUGCUGGACAGCCAGCACAGCUUCUGCGACAUCGGCAGCGAGACGCGGCGCAGGCAGGAGGAGCUGGGCGCCAUGGCCCAGGAGCUGCGGCGCCAGCGGGGCGGCGUGGAGGCCAGCUAUGCCGCACUGCAGGCCGAGGCCGCCCGGCUGGAGCGGGAGCAGCGGGAGAUGCGGGAGCUGAUCCGGCAGAGCGUGGAGCAGCUGGUGCGGCAGCUGCGGCGGGAGGAAGAGGAGCUGCUGGAGCUGGUGGAGGCGCGGCAGGAGCGGCGGGAGCAGGCGCGGGAGCUGCAGCACGUGGAGGGGCUGCUGCGGCGGAUGGAGGCGGGCGAGCGGCUGGUGGAGAAGAUGAGGCUCUACGCCACGGAGCAGGAGGUGAUGGACAUGCAGCCCUUCAUCAAGGCCUCGCUGGAGGAGCUGCGGCGGCUGCAGCCGGAGGCGGCGUGGGCGCGAGUGCAGCCCAGGGACCUCGAUGAGUGCAGAGCCAGGCUGCAGGGGCUGGUGGAGCGUGUCAUGGGGCACCCAGCCCUCCUCCCUGCAACAGGUACCUCUGCUCCCCAGCACAACUCCCUGCCUGAAGACGAGUCCACUCUGAUCCUCAACCUCAGGACUUCCAGGGAGCUUUGCCAGGCACAUGGAGGUCUCCCCACUGGGCUGCCUGCCCUCCAGCAACCCAGUGCCCCUCUGUUGGACUCCUCCAGCAGCACAGGACACUUGUGUCCAGACCAGGGAGGAGAUAUAUCCUCCACUCAACCCACACUUCCAGCCCUUCCAAUGCAGAGGGAUGAAGAAGCAGAGGAUGACUCAGGGUCAGCCCAUGGGGACACUGUGCCUCUUCCCAGGAGCAUCCAGGACUCCCUGGCCUCCCUGCAGGAAGAUUUCAGUGGCUGGGCGAGGUCCAACAUGCAGCAGGCAGACAAGCUCCUGAAGAUUGGUGAUUACCUCCUGCAAGCUCAGCACAGGGCAAACAAGCACCUGAUGUCUGUGACCCAAGAGAUCCGGGCCAUGUCCCACACCCUGGCCAAGAUCACCUCAGCUGUGGGCCCCUUGCUGCAGCCUGUGGGCAGCCCACAUGACCCCCCCACCGCAGACAUGGACUGGUCAUCACUGUCCUCCGAUUUGCUAGAGUUAUUCCCUUCCAGUACCCCGCAGAACCAUGAACCGCUGGUCCCAGUGGCUGCCACGGUCACUGCCCUCAGCAGACCCCCCUCUACCAGCCCCUCUGCCAGCCCAGCAUGCUCUGUGCCACUCAGCCCAACCUCUGAGUGGGAAUGCUCCAAGUCAAAGCAGCCCAUCAGGGGCAAGUGCAGUAAGAAGUUGAGCACCAGGUUUCAGAAGCAGAGGAAGAAAUUGAAGAUGAUGAAGGUUGAAGAUAAGGACAACGGGUGGAACCGGCUGGUGCCGCAGAAGUCGAGCUGCUCAGACUAGUCUGGGACUGGCAGGUUGGUGUCCCCUGUGACUCUCGCCAAGGACAGCCUGCUGGCAGACGUGCCAGAUGGCAACAGUGGACUGCAUGGCUCAGAUAGUGGUAUUCUCUGCCUGGAUGGCCUUGAGGACAGCACUGAUGAUGAAUUCAUGGACUCCAGUCUGCUAGAUGACCUCAGCAACACCCUCGACGAGAGCACCAGUGAAGACAACCUGGCUCUCCCCAUCAGCAGCCAAAACACACAGGACACAAGACAAGGAUACCUGGUCUUCUUUGACUUGAAGAUUUUGAGAAAGAUCCUAGGUGAGGAGGUCCCACGUUGCAGCCAGCUCAGAGACCCACAUCUGUCAGAGUCUGGGGUUUUUUUUGCAGGAGGAAUUCAGGCAUGUCCACCAUGGCCAUGGCUGUGUAAGGGAGGGGACAAUAUCCCGAGCUCCCAAGAGGCCUUGCCUUUGAGUUUCAGGACAUAUGGAAGGAAUGUAAAGCCCAUAGGACGUUGGAGAUGCUGGAAGCUGAGCAAUGAAAAUGAAAGCAUUCAGAUGACGGUGGUAGAUGGAUAUAAAAUAUUCCCAGUCCUGAUUCAGCCCGUGAGAUAUUUGUCCAGCUUGAUGGCCAAAAAUGGUGUCUGCGAGAUUGGUCUGAGGAAUUUUCUGUGCCACCUCAACACUGUCCACAAACCCAUCCUAUGUGGCUUUGGUCUCUGGUCGUUCCCCUUUCCUACCCUAUUGAAAGCUUUGACAGUCAUGAACAAGAAAGAGGAGUUCAGCUCUGUUGUGCAUGGUUUCCUGGACAUUUUUCCCCUGGUUAAGGAGGAGAUCUCUAAGAAGGAUAACUACAAGCUGAAGAACUUGGCCAGCACUUACCUCUGGUGGCACUUUGUUGACUGCAGUGCCAUAGAGAAUGCAAACAUCGUGAAGCACUUGUGCGAGUUCCUGGAUGAACUGGUGAAGAAACCCAGGAUGAUCCUCAGUCAAGCCAGCCUGGAGUCCUUCAUCUCCCUCCAGCACUUGCUGGACAAGAAGCUCCUCACAAAGCGAUCGGUCCAAAUAUUGGCCACGCACAACAUCGGCCUCUCUGAGCUCUGGUCCUACUACCAGCAAAACCCCGAGAUGGGGCUCCAGACAGUGUGUCACCUCAACAACACCCUCCGGAACAGCUCCGAAAAGGAAGUCUAAAACCUGAGCAAGGUCAAGGUCUACUUCCAGCACCAGGAGCAGUCAGUUGAAAGCCAGAAGACCCUGGCAGGCAACAAUCUCCCAAGAGCUGUAAAGAGCGAGGAAAAGUGUUGAAAUAUGCUGUUGCCUCUCCAGAACAUGUUCCCCUCUCUCUCAAGGGGAAUGAGUCCUGCUGCCAAAUCCUGGCUCACAUCAGUAGUCUUGCCUUCAGUAUUUCCCACCUACUCCUUUCUGGGGUGACACAUCAGGGUCUCUGGGAUGUGACAGUCUCUUGCUGUCCUCUCUCGUCUGAGCUAAGGUGAAGAGGUAAGGACACCUACUUGGCUGGGAGAUGUCCUGGCUCUGAUCAGACACCCUGCAGCCACGCUGUGCCUUUGAUUCCUCCCUGCAUCAAUCAAGCCAACCCGUGGGAGAAAUCAUUUGAACUAUCUCUGGUCUGAGUUUUUUGGAGGUCAAUGGGAUCUAAAGUCAGAUGGAGAAGCAGUAGGUGAGGAGACUGGUUUGGAUGGUGGUCAUUGCUGGAAAGGAGGUUGGGCAGAGCUGCUCUGUUCCCAUGAGCUGUGGGAAAAACUGAAAAUCCUCCUUCAGUCUGCAGGAUCUGACCCCUCUAGCCUGGGGUGUGAACCUCUUAAGUGGGCAUAUGGAGUUAUGGUUUUCCUACAUCUCCCCCACUGUUUUCCAAGCUCUAAGACAAACAGGGAAUUAUUUAAUCAGGGGAUGCACCUCAUUGCUUUUGGCUCCUGUGGCUACCUACAUAUAGAAUCAUAGAAUCAUAGAAUACUAGGGGUUUCAUGGAAUAGGGGUAUCAUAGAAUCAACCACAGCAUGGUUCAGGUUAGAAGGGACCUCAAAGAUGUUCCAACUCCCUUGCCAUAGGCAGGGACAUCUUCCACUAGACGAGGUUGCUUAAAGCCUCUUUCAGCCUGCCCUAGAACACUUCCAGGGAUGGGUCAUCCACAGCCUCUCUGGGCAACCUGUGGCAGUGCCUCACCACCCUCACAGGGAAGGAUUUCUUCCUAAGAUCUAAUCUAAAUCUACCCUCUUUCAGUUUAAAGUCAUUACCCCAUGUCCUGUCAUCACAUGCCCUUAUAAAAAGCCUCUUUCUGGCUUUCUUAUCAGCCCUUUUAGGUACUACAAGGCUCUCUAAAGUCUCCCUGGAGCUUUCUCUUUUCCAGGAUCAACAACCCCAACUCCACAGAGCGGCAGA